This is a messenger RNA of Penicillium odoratum, 2736 nucleotides long. RefSeq lists its product as uncharacterized. The transcript has a single exon. NCBI's taxonomy places the organism in Eukaryota, Fungi, Ascomycota, Eurotiomycetes, Eurotiales, Aspergillaceae. Bases 1 to 2736 code for a protein of 911 amino acids. The record is from RefSeq and is a predicted model, not a curated record.
AUGGACGACAUCCAAGCUACUGCAAAAUGGGCAAAUCGCGUACUACGCCCUUUAACAUCCAUUUAUCGUCGACUCGAGAAGCACCAGGAGACACUAGCGAUUAUUGCGGCCGAGUCAAGGGUACAUAAUCGAAUCGAAGACCCCCACAGACAAAAUCCGGAAUCAUCCCAACCUGCAAACCCUCGGGAAAACUACUUCGGGUCAGACGCCGACGAGGAUGACCCCGUAUGGAUUCCGGGGAAAGGGCCUGACAAACGCCGAGUUAAGCAUAAAUAUUCUGCGCGUGGGAGGGAAAAGGCAGGAAGGAGGCGCACAAGGUUAUCCGUUCACAGCCCAGAAGCUACUCGUGUCCUCCCCGGCGCGAUCGAGCUGGCAACGCCGUUGAUCACUGGCAAAAGAUGGGAGAUGCCCUCAAGUGUCCGAUCACAGCCGGCUGUGGAACAGAAUAGAGUUGCCAAUGCACGCAGCCAGGUGCAAGUAUUUCGUGAUCGGUACGCCCUGCACAAGAGCCCUUGGCAAGAAGUCCUCGAUCAGUCUGGGGAUUCUGGGUUUGCCGAUAUUGCACAUAAUCUUGAUCGCGUUCUCCUAAAUUUCUUGGGCAAAACUCGGAUCAACAGCCGCGAGCCCAUUGCCACGACCGUCCAGCCGGCUCGGGGUGCACGCUCUCUUCUUUCUAUGGUCGCCCGGCGUUUACCCGAGUACAUCGCAAUCGAGCAGGAAGCGCAGGAUGAGGAGGACGAGAACGGAGAUGAAAAUAUGUGCGACGCAUAUUUCACCGAGCUAGAGUCGUUCUAUGCGCCUCAUGGCAAGGGAUGGAAGCCAUUGCGUGAAGCUGUCCGCGCCCAAGGCAUUCACAUGGUCUCUAUGAUGAUACGAAACCGGUGGUUAACCGACCCAAUUGCCUAUGCAUUGAUCGAAAACUGCCGACCCCACGAACAAGAUGCGUGUGAAACGCUUCUAUCUACGUUCCUUUCAAUCUGCACUGCUUGCCCUUUUCCUAUCGCCCUUAAGCCUACUACCGACAACGUCUCUCCUGGAGAUUCUGUUCGGCUAUUGCAUAGAUAUGCUUAUUAUGACCUACCUCGUCGAGCUUACAUUUUUGACGAACUUUCUAAACUACUUGUCCGAGGCGUGCUACCUCCAGAAUGGAUGGCCACCAAACCAUGGACUACUUGGAUGACCCGAGCAACGAUAUCAUUUUCAAGGGACGAUGGUUAUUGUUCUGCGUCCUCGCGAUUGAUUGAGGCUGUACUUGUUUCUGCUAGUGGCAUUUACUCGGGUGGGAAGCUCCAGACUACUGUGAAAAAGCGUUCGACCAGUCGCAAUGCUGGCCAUUUCAGAGCAACGCGGACACACACGGUACCGACAAGCAAUCCGAACAUUAAUCGGGCAUGCCCUGUCCCAGUGGAGGAUGCUUUAAGCAAUCAUGUUACGAGUCUCUUGGCAACGCUUUGUGGCAUGCACAUAUCACGAUCUCGCGAGCUUGAUAACGAAGUCACAGAUGGCACAAGAGCGGGCCAUAUUAUCAACUACGUUUCAUUCGUAGCGUGGGGAGAGCUGGAUGGUAAAUCACUCUCCCACAUUUCUAUUCUCCCUUCUCAUCAAUUGUUAAGACUUGGUUGCAUUUUGCUGGCAGGUUGCCUUAUACAAUGUAACGAUGCAGUUUUAGCAUGUCGCACUGGACCCGUUUUGGUAUCAACGGCAGCCAUUGAAGAAUAUUCGAACACGCUAGUAUCUCGAUCUGAUCUGAUCAAAGAACUGGGGCUAUUUGUGCGACAAGCAUUUCGCUGUUUCAGCAGUUCAUCAAACGAAGACACUGAUAUGAGAAGCGAGAUUCGACGCAUUGUAUCACAGCUUCCGCAUCGGGCUGAUGCCCCGUGUCUAUCUGCAUUUCUCAGCCGUGUUGCCGUGGAGGCUGCUAUGCAAUUUGCAGAAGGAACUGGAGACCCAGACGAUCAUCUGUGGGCCGUUGAGAUCCAGGAAACAACCGUGACUCUUAAAGACCCAAAAGAAUCAAGCACUGAAUUAGCAAGUGAAACGGAGGAGCCAGGACCGAGAAGAGGCCUGUUCCGCUGGGAAGAUAGUAUUGGCGAAUGGGUUGCUCGUACUCCGGCAGUCAAAACAGCCCCCACAAUAACCACCGGGGUAAAGAGGCGUGCUUUUGAAAUGUCCAAUUUUUCGCCAUGCAUUCGGGGCUCAACGGAUAUCAGCUCCCCGGGAUCAGAUUGCUUCGAAGAAAGGUCGAACAGCAUAACUUUCUCUCCUUCUUCAGUUGGAACAGACCGGCAAAUGGAAGCUGCGGAAUCGUCGCCCAUCCGACCCUUCAAACGACGAUGUGUCGCCCCUGAGGUUGUGAUUGAACAGCGUGAAUCUCUGUCUAGCCGCUCUCCAUCGAGGUACUUGUCAAAGUCCCCAUCCUUGGAACCAGUUCCUUUUCAUCGACGUGUCUUGCGCGAUAUGUCAAAUCACGUUACUGCCAACCCGAUACGCUCCGUGCCACUCAGGUCAACAUCCAAACUGGAGGUAGUGAUCUUCAACAAGCAAGAGCCUCGGCCCCUUGCGAGACCUGCGCCUGCACCAGAAUUUGUUGAGAAGCAAGUACAUCGAUCGAUGAACCGGAGAAGACCUGGAAGGCCCUCACUAUCUCGUACGCCCGGUUCAAUUGUGGUUCCUCGGCGACAAUCAGUCAUCCCUUGCUCACAGGAUGACAGUGACGACGAACUUAGCUUCAUUUGA